This is a messenger RNA of Dracunculus medinensis (Guinea worm), 3096 nucleotides long. The record is from the annotation of a GenBank genome assembly. NCBI's taxonomy places the organism in Eukaryota, Metazoa, Nematoda, Chromadorea, Rhabditida, Dracunculidae.
AUGGGUCACGGUCAUGUUAGAAGUGCCCAUGAAAAUCAUGAGACUAAUUCUCAUUCUGAAAACAUUUUGGAUGAGAAUUUAUAUUCUCGCCAGAUAUACACAUUGGGAGAAUCAGCAAUGAUGCAUCUUCGGAAGUCAUCGGUGCUGGUAUCUGGGAUCGGUUCAGUAGGUGUUGAAAUCGCAAAAAAUCUCAUACUUGGUGGUGUACGUCAAGUAACUUUACAUGAUACGGCUAAUGCACAGUGGAUAGAUCUAAGUGCGCAGUAUUAUUUAAAUCAAAAAGAUUUGGGACACAAUCGGGCAGCUGCAAGUUUCGAAUAUCUUGCUGAAUUAAAUGAUAGUGUAACUUGCAGCCUUUCAGUCGACGCUCUUACUGAAGAUUUCGUCAAAAAAUUUGAGCUUAUAGUAUUGGCGGAUUCAUCGCUUUCAGUGCAACUUAUGGUUAAUGAGUGGGCUCGUAAACAUGGGCGAUAUUUUUUAAGUGCUGGUGCAUGUGGUCUUUUCGCAUAUAUUUUUCUCGAUUGUGGAAUUAAUUUUAAAAUUGCUGAUGCUACAGGUGAAAAGUGCAAGGAGGUCAUGAUCGAACACAUAGAUAAAGAGACUGGUGACGUAGCCACUCUUGAAGAUGCUAUACAUGGAUUUGAGAGUGGAGACCAUGUGACAUUUUCUGAGGUUGUAGGUAUGGCGGAAUUGAAUGGAAUUGAUCCUAUCGAGAUUAAAGUGAAAAGUCCUAGCGUUUUUAACAUUGGCACCGUUGUUAAAGAAUUUUCGCCGUAUGUGGAAGGCGGCCGUGCUAUUGAAAUAAAGGUUCCGAAGUAUGUAACUCAUAAAUCAUUAGUUGAAUCGCUUAAAACACCAGAGUUUCUUGUAUGGGAUUUUGCACACGCUGAUUAUCCGCGGCAGCUGCAUUUGCUUUGGCAGGCGUUGCAUGCAUAUGAAGCAAAGUAUAAUCGUAAACCACUUCCACGAGAUGAUAAUGAUGUCCUCUUGUUAAAAGCAGAAUUGCCACUCCAGAAUGAUGUGGAAAUAUCCGAAGAUCUUCUUAAAAACUUCAGCUACCAAGCAAGGGGCAAUUUAGCUCCAGUCGCAUCAAUAGUUGGUGGUUUCGCAGCUCAAGAAGCAAUGAAGGCAGUUACUCAUCACAUGACUCCCCUUAACCAGUUUCUUUAUAUACAUUGCUUGGAUGCGCUUCCUGGUAAACAUUCUGAUUUUAAUACAACCAAAAUGUCGGCGCAAGAUUAUGAGCCCAAGAAUUCACGGUAUGAUGGCCAGAUUGCUGUGUUUGGACACAAAUAUCAAGAAGCUUUGAUGUCGCAAAAAUUUUUCAUUGUUGGUGCAGGUGCAAUUGGCUGCGAAUUGUUGAAGAAUUUGGCAAUGAUGGGUGUGGCUUGUGGUGAUGGUGGUAAAAUAAAGAUCACCGACAUGGAUCAAAUUGAAAUUAGUAACCUAAACAGACAGUUUUUGUUCAGGAAGAAAGAUGUUGGGAGUAAUAAAGCAAGCGUAGCUGCUAAAACUGUGUUGAAUUUCAACAGAGAUCUCAAAAUUGAGGCGUAUAAAGAGCGGGUAUCGAUUGAAACGGAAUCGAUUUUCAACGAUCAGUAUUUCGCCGAUCUGAACGGAGUUAUCAAUGCUCUUGAUAACGUUGAUGCUCGGCGAUAUAUGGAUCGACGAUGUGUUUUCUAUCGAUUGCCUUUGUUAGAAUCUGGAACACUGGGUACAAAAGGAAAUACUCAAGUCGUUUAUCCUUAUUUGACUGAAUCAUAUAGCUCCUCGGUCGAUCCACCUGAAAAAGAAAUACCUAUAUGCACAUUAAAAAAUUUUCCGAAUGAGAUUCAUCAUACUAUACAGUGGGCUCGUGAUUUGUUUGAAACUCUUUUCAAGGAACCAGCGGAACUAUCUGCCCGUUUUCAUCAAGACCCUAGACUAUUUCUAACUCGUCUUGAUCAGAUGAAUGGUGGCCAAAGAAUCCAGAUACUUGAACAGCUUAUUGAAUCAGUUGCGGAUAAAAAAACGGAUACGAUCGAAAAAUGUGUUGCCUGGGCUCGGAAUCUUUUUCAAGAGAUAUAUCAUAAUAACAUAGCACAGCUUCUUCAUACUUUUCCUCCAGAUCAGUUAACCGAUCACGGAGGAAAAUUCUGGUCAGGGACAAAAAGAUGUCCACAUGUUUUAGAAUUCGAUUGUAAUAAAGAAGAGCACUUUAACUUUGUCUAUUCUGCUUCCCUUUUACGAGCCCAGCAGUACAGUGUUCAACCAGUUUUGGAUCGGAAAGAGUUCAUAUCAUUAAUUUCAAAGGUUCAAGUACAACCAUUCAUUCCUAAAGCCAAUGUGAAAAUUGCCGUUAAUGACAGUGAACAGAAGCAACAGAAUGAGGAGAUCGAAGAUUCCAAUGAAAAACUCGUGACCCUAAAAAUACGACUAGGGAAAUUGAAAACAAAGGAUCUGGCGCAUCCUGUGCCAAUUGAUUUUGAGAAGGAUGAUGACAGCAACCAUCAUAUAGAAUUUAUUACGGCUGCUUCCAAUCUUCGCGCUGAAAAUUAUGAUAUUCAACCAGCCGAUCGCAUGAAGACCAAACAAAUUGCUGGACGAAUAAUACCUGCCAUAGCGACGACAACUUCUGUGGUUGCUGGUCUUGUCAUGGUUGAAUUAUAUAAGCUGAUUUUAAAUGCAAGCGGGAAAAUUUCACGAAAUAUUCCAUUAAGUACAUUUAAAUGUGCUUUUCUUAACCUUGCGUUGCCAUUUGUCGGAUUCGGCGAGCCAAUAGCUGCUUCAGAGAAAAAGUAUAACGAGAAAGUUUUCACCUUGUGGGAUCGACUUGAAGUGAAAGGACCUUUAACUUUAAGUCAGUUCAUUGAUUGGGUUCAGGAGGAAACAGGGUUGAAAGUUUCAAUGAUUUCCUCCGGCGUGUCACUUAUUUAUAGCUUCUUUAUGAAUGCAGCUAAGCGUGCAGAGCGAAUGAAAAUGGAGCUCAGAUCGGUUGUGGAGGACGUUUCACGUCAAAAGCUUCCUGCUUAUGUGCAUUCUAUUGUGCUAGAAGUGGUAGUUACUGAUGAAAAUGAUGCUGAUGUUGAAGUACCUUAUGUAUUGUAUGUCUUUUGA